AUGCCUUCACAAGUUCAACCAUCGCUCUCCUCCUUCGCCCACAACCACCACUCUCCCUCUCCUACGCGCGGCCCCUCUGUCGCAGAGCUCUACAACUCCUCUCUUCUUCCCUCAGCGAUUUUUAACGACCGCGACGGACGCGACCCUCGUGACAUAUUCCUAGGACAUCGCCAUAUCCCACAACAGCCACAGCCUUCUAGCUCCCCCACAAUCCAAAUUCCGCACGCGCAACCCCCUUCCGUACCCUCUCCCACUAACACUGCAGCAGCAGCCCGCUCUACACUUUGGUGGGGAGAACUUGAACCUUGGAUGGACGAAGAGUACGCUAAGCAAGUCUGUGGCCUCAUGGGCUGGGACCCGGUCAGUAUCAAGGUGCCGCGUCCCGCACCCGACCCAAUUACUGGCCAGCAGGCGAACAACCCAGGGUAUUGCUUCUUGACAUUCCCCUCACAAGCCCACGCCGCAUCAGUGGUUUCACAGAUCAAUAACAAUGGCGGUGGGCCCUCCGUGAUCAUGCCAAAUUCUACUAAGCCCUUCUCCCUCAAUUGGGCGUCCUCAGUCCCAGCGGCUCCUCUCACUGCCGCGCCCACAAUGCCUGGACAGACAAUUGCAUUGCCUAAUGGACAGAACCCGCAGUACCCCAAAGAGUAUAGCAUUUUCGUAGGUGACCUGGCUCCAGAAGUGUCAAACUCGGACCUCGUCGCUGUUUUCCGCAACCCUGUGCUCGGUCUGCGCAACGACAGAGAGCCGCGGUUCAUCCGCCCUUUCCUUAGCUGCAAGAGUGCUAAAAUCAUGCUGGACCCAGUGACAGGAGUGUCGCGGGGGUACGGCUUCGUGAGGUUUACGGACGAAGCGGAUCAGCAACGCGCUCUAAUCGAGAUGCACGGCCUUUAUUGCCUCUCACGCCCAAUGCGCAUUUCUCCCGCGACUGCCAAGUUCAAGCCUGCUUCGGGGAUGACAGGAUUGGACUUCUCUCAGAUGCCCUUCCCUGUUGUUCCUCCUCCAGCUCCCGUUGUGCCUGAGCAGCAAAAUCAAGUCACGAUUGCGCUGCCCCUACCCAACGCCAACCAGGCGAAGAGUGUGUCCGCUCCCCUUGCAGGCGCAAAUGGAAAUACAGUAUCGAACUCGUCCUCGAACUCGUCUGUCUCGGCGCCCUCGCUGAGCUCUGGGGCCAGUACAACCUCGUCGACCACUCUGGCUUCAGCGUCUUCUGAAGAAGCCUUGAAGGCGGCUCAAUAUGGAGGCGGGAGUGCCUCGACGCCCGGCAGCGCUGGCGGGUCCAUACCUGUACCCUUCGCACAGCCAGCCUCUGAGCAGACUAUGGCGCAGAAGUACAAUAUUUCUGAGGAGUCCUGGAAGCAUCACGCUCAAGCUCGGGCUAUCUUGUCGAACCUAAUUGGACCCAACGGAGAGCAGCUUACCUCGUCUGACCCGUACAACACCACUGUAUUUGUUGGAGGUCUGUCACCGCUCAUAUCAGAGGAGACCUUGAGGACGUUCUUCGCUCCAUUUGGUGAUAUCCAUUAUGUCAAGGUCCCACUUGGAAAACACUGUGGCUUCGUGCAGUUCGUACGUAAGCCCGACGCAGAGAGAGCGAUUGAGAAAAUGCAAGGCUUUCCUAUUGGAGGGAGCAGAAUAAGACUCAGCUGGGGCCGCAGUCAAUACAAAGCAGCUCAGGCCGCAGCCCAAGCCGCUCAAGCCGCUGCCUUCCAGGCUCAGUAUCAAACGCAAGCUACUGCUCAGAACGUUCCCUCUCUCACGCCUGAGCAGGCCAUACAGCUCCUCGAGAAGUUCGGUCUCACCAACAUGCUUAAUCCUGCCACUUCCACUGCCACGAAUGGCAACCAGGAACCUCUCGCUGGUAUCAUAUCAGACGCCACUGGCAAUCGGAUUGGUGCUAAUAACCCGUUCACACCUUCCAUGUUUGGCUUACAACAAGGUGGAGGGUCGUCCUCCGGAUCUGCCUUCUCUCCAUUCUCUCCCGAUCCGAAUUAUCUAGGAGAAGGGAUGAAACCCGAGGAUGUUCACAACGCCGCACAAUCACAGGCGUUCUCCAACGUCUCCAAGGCGUACUCGCCGUGGUACAACCCUACACAAGACGAGAAGGUACCAAGCGCAAACGGGAAGAUCUCACCCACAACCCUACAGACGAUACGCCCUCCGAGCGCAGCGCAGCGUUUCAAUUCAUUACUGGGUGAGGCAUCCUCAGCGUUGCCAUUCCCGAACGGCCGGGCAUCUUCGCGGCAGGAGAUCACCCUUCGGCCCGACCUGUCCAGGAGGGGCUCUCAGCAGCUCCAGGAACACUUCGGUGGUCACGAGCACGAGCAAGAUCCUAUUCAGGAUCUCAACGGCACGCUCGCCAGCCUCGAUCUGAACAGCCCGGCAAUGUGGAAGAACGGGGACAUUGCCCACCCACUGCCAUCGUCACCGUGA
This is a messenger RNA of Postia placenta MAD-698-R-SB12, 2433 nucleotides long. RefSeq lists its product as hypothetical. Bases 1 to 2433 code for a protein of 810 amino acids. The record is from RefSeq and is a predicted model, not a curated record. Lineage: Eukaryota; Fungi; Basidiomycota; Agaricomycetes; Polyporales; Adustoporiaceae. Gene Ontology annotation, cellular component: cytosol. Gene Ontology annotation, molecular function: mRNA binding. The transcript has 5 exons.